Messenger RNA from Colletotrichum fioriniae, 2424 nucleotides. The record is from RefSeq and is a predicted model, not a curated record. NCBI's taxonomy places the organism in Eukaryota, Fungi, Ascomycota, Sordariomycetes, Glomerellales, Glomerellaceae.
AUGAAGCUGCUCCCCCUCCUCGCCCUCCUGGGCAUCGGGGCCGCCCACCCGCACCAACAGCACCCCCACGAUGCCGCCGCGGCCGCGGCCGUCCUGGGCUCGAGACAACAGGCAUGCUCCGGCCCCGUGGAAAGCAACCCAUCCACCUGGUGGCGCGCCGCCAUCGGCCACAAUGGCACGGCGCCGACGAGCACGGACUCGACGUAUCAGUACUACCGGACGGCGGUCCAGUACGGCGCCGAUAACACGGGCGUCCAGGACUCGUCCGACGCCUUUAACUCUGCCAUUGAAGCAUGGAGCCGCACAGGAAACACGGUAACAACCCGCCCAGCUUACAUCUACGUCCCGCCCGGCCGGUACCGCAUCAAGAAGUCGAUCAACAUGCUCGUGACGACCUACCUCGUCGGCGACGCCCUCAACCCGCCCGUUCUCAUCGCCGAUCCGGCGCUCGGCGAGCAGCCUGUGAUCAACGGCUACGAUUCCCACCAGGGCGACGGGUCCGCGACAAAGAACUUUUACAUGGCGGUGCGGAAUCUGGUGAUUGACACCACCGAGAUCGGCACCGGCGUCGCGGCCGUCGGAAUGGACUGGAGCGUGUCGCAGGGGUGCUCGUUGACGAAUGUCAAAGUGCGCAUGCCGAAUUCCUCGAGCCAUGUUGGUGUUACGAUGGUGCAGGGCGGUUCUGGGAUCUUGAUUAGCGAUUGUCAAUUCGAAGGCGGCGCCAUCGGCAUUAAAGUCAACGGCCAGCAAUACCAAUUCAAGAACCUCUCCUUCAACGGCUGCAACGUCGGCAUCUCCGUCGACCACGUCUGGGUCGCCGUCGUCCAGGGCGCCACCUUCGCAAACUGCAACUUUGGCAUCGACAUGGGCCGCAACACGGCCGGCGUCGUCUCCGUCGUCGACUCCAGGGUAGAAUCAUCCUGCAACGCCGGCGUAAACAACCUCGUGACGGGCUCCGGCCAAAACUCUUUGAUUCUCGACAACUUCCAGGUUGGAUCUAACAGCACCACGGCGGCCGUCAAGUCUGCGAGCGACGGGUCGACGCUGCGCAAGGACUCUGUGACGGCCGGGCAGACGUGGGUCAUGGGUAACGUCAACUCGAAUAACCUGCAAAAGGGGACGGUGUACCCCAUUGACCGGCCCGCCGCGCUGGUUUCCGGGGAUAGGUACUUUACGGCGCCGCUGCCGCAAUAUGAAAAGUACGCGCUGGAUCAGUUUGUGAGUUUGAAUGGCGAUUCGCAGUACCCCGUGUACGGCGACAACAGCCACAACGACGGACCGAACAUCAACGCCAUCUUGCAAAAGUACAAGGGUUGCAAGAUCAUCUUUGUGCCGCAGGGUAUUUACCGCACCGAGGAGACGAUCUACGUGCCCCCCGGAACGCGCCUAGUCGGUGAGACGCUCAGUAUCAUCAACGGUAGGCCAUAUCCGAACCACUGGGGUCCCUCGAAACCGAUUACUGACUUGAGAGUAGGUAAUGGAUCAAAGUUUUGGAACCCGGACGACCCUCAACCCAUCCUCAAGGUCGGCAACCCAGGCGAGACGGGCGUCGCCCAAAUUACCGACAUCACGGUCGAGGUAGCCGACGUCCUCCAGGGCGCGACCCUGGUCCAGAUCAACAUGGCCGGCGCGCGGCCCGGCGACGUCGGCAUCUGGAGCAGCGUCUUCCGCGUCGGCGGCACGAAGCACUCGCUCACCAACACGAACUGCGGCGGCGCGGACCCCGGCGCGUGCAAGGCCGCCUUUGCGCUCAUGCACGUCACCUCCACGGCGAGCGCGUACCUCGAGAACGUGUGGGGCUGGGUGGCGGACCACUCGCUCGACGGCGGCGCCGCGCAGAACAUUGCCGUCGGCAGAGGCGCGCUCAUCGAGAGCACCAAACCCACGUGGCUGGUGGGAACAAGCUUCGAGCACUGCGUCUUGUAUCAGUAUAACCUCCACAACGCGCAGAAUGUGUACAUUAGUCUGGAGCAGACGGAGUCUGCGUAUUGGCAGGGUGAGGGGACUCCCCAAAGAGCGCCCAGUCCGUGGUCCGUAAAACCAGCUUUCGGCGACCCGGAUUUCAGCAACUGCGCGGCCCAGGGACAGGGCAACAACGACCGCUGCUACCGAUCAUGGGGCCACUACAUGACAGGCAGCUCCAAGGUGGUGAUCCAUGGCUCCGCGCUGUGGGUGUUCUUCAACAAGAUGAACGACAACAAGUGGCAGAACGCGCAGUGCGAGAACACGGGCGGCAACUGCAUGACCAACCAGGCCUACGCUGACAGCGCCAAGUCAACGUACUGGUUCGGCCUGAGCUCCAAGAGCACCACCGCGCUUCUGUACGACAAGACGGGGGGCGUCAUCUGGGAGGUGUUUGCGAGCGAUAACACUGGUGGAUGGGGAGGCGUCCUUGCCGCGUAUCUUCGGGAUACGGCAGCUUGA